Molecule: messenger RNA, 7840 nt
Organism: Perca fluviatilis (European perch)
Lineage: Eukaryota; Metazoa; Chordata; Actinopteri; Perciformes; Percidae
Product: transient receptor potential cation channel subfamily M member 1-like
Exons: 29
Coding region: 816-5546 (1576 amino acids)
Biological process (GO): protein tetramerization; calcium ion transport into cytosol
Cellular component (GO): membrane
Molecular function (GO): calcium channel activity
Source: RefSeq, a predicted model, not a curated record
GUGUGUCUGUGGCAUUCUGCAGAAGGACCGCUGCAACAUCACAUCACUGAGGGCUGGACCAGAAACAGGACCAGAGGGAACCAGAACCAGGACCCGAGGGAAACGGGAGGAUCAGGGGUGGAGUGUUUGUUUUGACUUGUUUUUUGGCUCUGUAGAUGUUUUUUUUUCGUGUGGACUGCUGCAGGUUUUCUUUCUGCAGAUGAGGAAAUACAAAAUUCUCCGUUUGCAUAAUCUGGUUUUAAUCAUGAAGCAAAAUGCAUCUUUUUAUCCUUUUAUCACUUCUCUGAUUUGAUGCUUCCAAAGAUUUUUUUUGGCUCUUUUUUAUAUUUUGACUCCAGCCAGAUUUCAGGUUAGUUUUAACGUCGCAAAUUGAAGCCGAGGACUGGAACGACGCUCCGACACUUCAUCUUUCUCCAAGUGAGGAAAAGAAUAUUCUCAGUUCACCACAUCCGGUUGAAAUUCAUAUUUUGGAUCAGCACAGAGAAGCCGAAGGAGGCCGGACUCAGAGAGAGAAGACAGAGACAACCCCGUUGUUUUUAACUUUUAAUCUCAAAAUAGUUCAGCUAAAGCCAAAUCCUGAGACAAGCCAGAGAUGUAGCUGUGCUGCCACUAACAUCUGUUUGAUGUUGUAACAGAAAUGAAUCAGAAUCAAACCGCUGCUUCGAGUGGAUUCAGGAGUGUUAGAGUUGGGGGACCUUUCCGCCCUAGGAGGGUAGUUCAAUAAGUUGUUCCCGUACGCGUGUGCCAAAGGUUUGGGCUCUGGGACGUCAUCAUCACUCCGGCCGAUGAACGUAGAAAGUUAAAACUUUAUCGACAUGGACGGCAGAGGACGGAGAGGAACCAACGGAUCGUUCAAACGAUCGUCCAUCAAACGCAGCGCGUCUUCUGGAUCGCAGAAGACUCAGAGAGUGUGGAUCGAGAGAACUUUCCAGAAGAGAGAAUGUGUCCAGAUUAUUCCUGGCAAAGACAUCAGCAGGUGUGGUUGUGGCCAGCUGGUGUUGCAGCACACCCCCGUCCCUCCCAAAGAGGACUCUGUGGCUCCACUGGACGUCCAACCUCCAGAGAGAUGGAGUCCUCUGAAACACACCCAGACCUCGUCCACCGACGCCUACGGAGUCAUCGAGUUUCAGGGUGGAGGACACGUCAACAAGGCCAUGUACAUCCGGGUCUCGUACGACUCAAAGCCAGACAACCUGCUGCACCUGAUGGUGAAGGACUGGCAGCUGGAGCUUCCCACGCUGCUCAUCUCCGUACACGGAGGCCUGCAGAACUUUGACCUGCCGCCCAAACUCAAGCAAGUGUUUGGGAAAGGACUGAUCAAAGCCGCUGUGACCACUGGAGCCUGGAUCUUCACCGGAGGAGUCAGCACCGGAGUCAUCCGCCACGUCGGAGACGCUCUCAAAGAUCAUUCGUCAAAGUCCAGAGGGAAAGUCUGCGCCAUCGGCCUUGCACCGUGGGGCAUCGUGGAGAACAAGGAGGAUCUCAUCGGCAGAGACGUGACGCGUCCCUAUCAGACGAUGUCCAACCCGCUCAGCAAGCUGUCGGUGCUGAACAGCAGCCACUCCCACUUCAUCCUGGCCGACAACGGGACCAGCGGCAAGUACGGCGCCGAGGUGCGGCUCCGCCGGCAGCUGGAGAAACACAUUGCUCUGCAGAAGAUCAACACACGUCUGGGUCAGGGCGUCCCCGUGGUGUGUCUGGUCCUGGAGGGUGGUCCCAACAUCAUCUCCACCGUGUUGGAGAGUCUGAGGGAGGAGCCUCCCGUCCCCGUGGUCGUCUGUGACGGCAGUGGCCGCGCCUCCGACAUCAUUUCCUUCGCACACAAACACUGCGGCGAAGACGGGUUGCUAAGCGAUGGAGUCAAAGAUCAGCUGCUCGUCACCAUCCAGAAAACCUUCAACUACAGCCGCAGCCAGGCGCAGCAGAUCUUCCUCAUGGUGAUGGAGUGCAUGAAGAAGAGAGCUCUGAUAACGGUGUUCAGGAUGGGGUCAGAGGGACAGCAGGACAUUGAGAUGUCCAUCCUCACCGCUCUGCUCAAAGGAACUAAUGCGUCUGCGUCCGAUCAGCUGAGUCUGGCUCUGGCCUGGAACAGAGUGGACAUCGCUCGUAGUCAGAUCUUUGUGUACGGACUCCACUGGCCGCCGGUGAGCUCUCUAACCAGCGACCGGCCCAAAAGUCCCGCGGCCCAGCGAGCGUCAGCUGGAGGCACCGGAGGGAAAGGGAAAGCCCGUGGGAAGAAAGGAAAAGGAGGCAAAGCCAAACCUGACCCACCAGAGGAGACAGACCCGAGGAAACUGGAACUGCUCAGCUGGGUGAACUCUCUGGAACAGGCCAUGAUGGAUGCUCUGGUGUUGGACCGGGUGGACUUUGUGAAGCUGCUGAUCGAGAACGGAGUCAACAUCCAUCACUUCCUGACCAUUCCUCGUCUGGAGGAGCUGUACAACACGAAGUUGGGACCGGCCAACACACUACACUUUGUGGUCAGAGACGUGAAAAAGGGGAAUCUCCCUCCCGACUACCAGAUCACGCUAAUCGAUAUCGGCCUGGUGUUGGAGCUCCUGAUGGGCGGAGCUUACCGCUGCAACUACACCCGCAAGACCUUCAGGACGCUGUACAACAACCUGUAUGGCCUCAAGAGGCCGAAAGCUCUGAAGCUUCUUGGAAUGGAGGACGACGAGCCGCGUGCGAAGGGGAAAGCAAAGAAGAAGAAUAAGAAGGAAGAGGAAGUAGACAUCGACGUGGACGACCCCGAGGUCAGCCGCUUCCAGUACCCGUUCCACGAGCUGAUGGUCUGGGCCGUGCUCAUGAAGCGCCAGAAGAUGGCGCUGUUCCUAUGGCAGCGCGGAGAGGAGGCCAUGGCCAAGGCACUGGUGGCCUGUAAGCUGUACAAGGCCAUGGCCCACGAGUCCUCGCAGAGCGAACUGGUGGACGAUAUCUUCCAGGACCUCGAGAACAACUCCAAGGAGUUUGGUGCGCUGGCCUACGAGCUCUUGGAUCAGUCGUACAAACACGACGAGCAGGUGGCGAUGAAGCUGCUGACGUACGAACUGAAGAACUGGAGUAACUCCACGUGUCUGAAGCUGGCGGUCGCCGCCAAGCACCGAGACUUCAUCGCUCACACCUGCAGCCAGAUGCUGCUCACCGACAUGUGGAUGGGCUGUCUGAGGAUGGGCAAGAGCAACAGCCUCAAGGUAAUUUUAGGGAUCGUCUUCCCUCCUGCGAUUCUUCUCAUGGACUUCCGUCUCGGAGACGAAGCUUCGUACCAUUCGUCCAAACAGAAUGAAGACGGCAAAACCAAAGAGGACGACAACAAAUCCAGCAAGGACGGCGCCUCCAACAUGGACGCCACGUCAAAGAAAGGAGACGAAGAAGAAGAGCAGAAGAAGAAGAGGAGGACUCCCAUUGGGAAGAAGAUCUACGAGUUCUACAACGCUCCGUUCACCAAGUUCUGGUUCAACACGAUCUCCUACCUGGUGUACCUGGCGUUGUAUAACUACAUAAUCCUGGUGAAGAUGGAGCGAUGGCCGUCGCUGCAGGAAUGGAUCGUCAUCUCUUACAUCAUCACUCUGGGCCUGGAGAAAGUCCGACAGAUUCUGAUGUCGGAGCCGGGGAAGCUGAAGCAGAAGAUCAAUGUGUGGCUGGAGGAUUACUGGAACAUCACGGACCUGGCGGCCAUCUCCGUCUUCCUGCUGGGUCUGCUGCUGCGGCUGCAGAGCGAGCCGUCGCUCGGCUACGGACGCGUCAUCUACUGCGUCGACAUCAUCUUCUGGUACAUCCGCGUACUCGACAUCUUCGGAGUCAACAAGUACCUGGGCCCCUACGUCAUGAUGAUCGGCAAGAUGAUGAUCGACAUGCUGUACUUCGUGGUCAUCAUGCUGGUGGUGCUGAUGAGUUUCGGCGUGGCGCGGCAGGCCAUCCUGCACCCUGACGAGGAGCCGACCUGGCGCCUGGCCAGAAACAUCUUCUACAUGCCGUACUGGAUGAUCUACGGAGAGGUGUUCGCGGACUCCAUAGACCUUUACGCGAUGGAAAUCAAUCCUCCGUGUGGAGACAACAUGUACGAUGAGGAUGGGAAGAAGCUUCCUCCGUGUAUCCCCGGCGCCUGGCUCACGCCCGCCAUCAUGGCGUGCUACCUGUUGGUCGCCAACAUCCUGCUGGUCAACCUGCUCAUCGCUGUCUUCAACAACACAUUCUUCGAGGUGAAGUCCAUCUCCAACCAGGUGUGGAAGUUCCAGCGCUAUCAGCUGAUCAUGACGUUCCACGACCGUCCCAUCCUGCCGCCGCCACUCAUCGUCUUCCCGCACAUCUACAUCGUGCUGCGAAGAAUCUGCUGUCGCUGCCGUAGGCGCCGGACAGACGGAGACGGCAAUGACCGCGAGAGGCGCCUACAGCUGGUUCUGAGCACCGAGGAGCUGAAGAGUCUUCAUGAGUUCGAGGAGCAGUGUGUCGAGGAAUAUUUCAGAGAGAAAGAGGACGAGAAACAGUCGUCCAACAACGAGAGAAUCAGAGUCACAUCUGAGAGGGUGGAGAACAUGUUCAUGCGUCUGGAGGAAGUGAACGAGCGCGAGCACUCGAUGAAGGCGUCUCUGCAGACAGUUGAUCUGCGUCUGGCUCAGCUGGAGGAUUUCUCCGGCCGAAUGGCGACGGCUCUGGAGAAACUGGCCGGCGUGGACCGCGCCGAGCUGGUCCACUCCAGAUGCUCGUCUGUGUGCGAGCCGUCGGCUCUGCUGCGGCACGGCAGCCUCAGCAGCGCCGACGGCUACAGUCUUUACCGGUAUCAGCUGGAGCACGACGACCGCAGCUCCGUGGCCGGAGACGUGGAGGGAACCAACAGAAAGCUACCGCUGAGUCCAGAGAGAACCGAGAGGAAGCUACCGCUGAGUCCAGAGGGAACUGACAAGAACCUACCGCAGAGUCCAAAAGGAACCAACAGGAACCUACCGCAGAGUCCAGAAGGAACCAACAGGAAGCUACCACUGAGUCCAGAGGGAACUGACAAGAACCUACCGCAGAGUCCAGAAGGAACCAACAGGAAACUACCACUGAGUCCAGAGAGAACCAACAGGAACCUACCGCUGAGUCCAGAGAGAGCGGCGGGAAACACAACAGGUGACGUAAAGGAGUUCGGCUUGACUCUGGAGGUGCGAGGACGGACGGAGAGGACGCGGUCUCUGUCCGGCGUGGACAUCCUGAUCUCACCGUGUGACGCCGAACGCAGACCCGAUGUGACGCAUGCUGCCGAGAAAACGCGUCUGGAGGCAACGGCAUCCUUCCCUCUGGAGAGGGCGAAGGUCACACAGUAUUUAUCGUCUCCGAGCCUCAGCGCCGCCCACAGGUCGCCCAGACAGGAAGCGGAGGAAGGAGCGUACACGCCGCCCGGCGGGGAACUACGGGAAGAGGAGCCAUCGGACGAGGACAGGAAGUACCCUACACUGCGCUCCAAGAGUCUGAACGCCAACCCGAGGAAGGCGAAGAAGGAGAGCGAGGAGACGCGGCGCUCAGCCGGCAGCGUCACAGAACUCCGACCUGCCGAUCCGGAACAUUAGUCACCUGACAGGGUCAGGGUCCCACUUCUCAUCGCUCCUCAAGGAGGGGACGCCAAAUAAAGUCACAACAACGGUGAAAACAAUGUCAAGAAAGUCUGAAAAAGUGACAAAAACAUGCGACAAAAAAAAAAAAUAGACGCUGAGUGUGAACAUCUCAGCCUGAUAUACUCUUUACGGUCACUCUGUGUCUCCUGAUUAUUAUAUAUAUACUAUUAUUAUAUUCAGACCGUCUCCUGUUUCUCUCGACAUCUAAUCUGACCCAUUCGAAAGGUUUCUGUUUCUUUCAACCAAAUAGUGAAAACCAUGCGGUGGACGGUUCCCUCUUCAGUAGUAGAACAUAAGGAUCAGUUCACUACUUUCUCUGAAUUCUGGGAGUUUUAUUCAGUUUUAUAUUAUUUAAACAGAAACAGUCUUCUGUGAUUAUCCUUCAACAGUCUCUCCUCUUAUUUUAAUAAUUCAGUGUGCCAUCGGCAGAAUUACUAUUAUCCUGCAUACUUAUUCCACCACGUUUUUCCCGCUACUAGUCACGGAGCGUUGCCAACAUGUGCACACAAAAUACAUCAAAACGUGUGUAAUGACUGGGAAUGGUGUUCUAUGACUUUUGUAGGAGAUUUGCCGCGCGGUUUUCACGAUAUCGGCAAAAAACGCCGCAAAAUUUCCCAUAGACUUUAAUGGGAAAUCUUCGGAAAAUUUGUUUAACAUCGCUCAAAACAACCCCUCUUUGGGGCCAUUCUGUAUCGCCAUACUUUAAUGUAGAAAAAUAAUUAAAAGUUUAAACCGAAGACAAGACUUGAGCCUUUAUUGGGCUGAAUGGGCAUUCUGAUAUCAAGCACGGCUUCUACCAGAUCACAGUUUAUGUAUCGUCCAGUUUUCAGACCGUUUCAAAUUUUCCAAUGUGUGUGUAUGUGGCGGAAUGUUGAGAGUUAGAGGGGAGGACAGAGGGGGGAGCUGCAGUAAGAUCCUCUGAAAUCUUUCCAAACAAAUUACACUCUCCCCUACAGUUUUCACUCUUCAUACACUCUUCACACAAAAUGUAGGAAAUGUUGUGCCGGUCGCAGACAUGUAACAAUGGAUUCCAUCGGACUUAAACUUUUGGCUCUGUUCAUACCAACUGCCGAUAGAAACUAUGAAACACAAUAUCUGGAAGGAUGCAGAUGGUUCCCUGUUUGUUACCUGCUCUGUGUUGCAUAUAUUUGACAUCACACACAUAAAAACCACAUCAAUGCAUUCGCCAGAUUCAUAUCUCUCUGGUGAUGAUAAUAUUUUGCAGUUUGGACCCACCAUUUGUGAAUUAAAUAAGGAACUUCAGAGGUAUAAUCAUUAUUAAAUAUACAUUUUUUACCUAUCAAACAGUCUCCCCCUCCCUCCUCUAACACACACACAGAAGAGGAGAGGAGAGGAGGAGAGGAAAAGAGGAGGAGAGGAAGGAAGGAGAAGAGGUGUUAGGUUAUUUGUCAGCUAACAUGAUGUCAUGAGGAACUGAAUUUUACAGUUUGAAUAGAGUUUCUCGAAAAUUCUGAAUAACCAAACAAACUCCUCCUCCUAUCAUGUAGACUGUUUACUGUAGAACAUGUCAAACAGCAGAUUUACUGUUAGCCAGUGUUAUUCGGAUGCACCAAGUAGUAGGCACACUGUCAAAUUUCCUGUGGAAUUUUCUAGUUAGUAAUUACUGCUUUGUUUAUCUUAAAUAAAUUAUAUAUAAUGUCAUAUAAAUCAGUGGUGGUAGUAAAACACACACACACACACACACACACACAGACAAACAGACAGACAGACAUACAGACAGACACACACACACACACACAGACAGUAUAGUCCAGGUUAACUCGACCGAUUCAAACUUGAACUAAUCAAAGUGUUUUUAAUGUGUUUCCUGUUUGUUGUGAAUGAAUUGUGAUGAUGUAUUGAGUUAUAUAGACGUUAUGUUCAGGAGGGUUUGUAGAGCAGAGACAUUAAAGUAAUAUCUCAGUUUUUAUUUUGAUGUAUAACUUCUAUAUGAAAUUAUUGCAGCUUUUCACGUCCGAAAAAAUUACUUUUUUAUCCGUGUAGAAAUAAGAACUGAAUGUUGUCUCAAAGAUUAUAUUUAUUAUAAAACCUUAAUGCGUUAUUUGAUGUUAUUAUGGUAUAUAUUAUGUUUUUAUUAUUCAGCAUAAAUACGAGUAGAUUUACACACACACAGACACACACACAUACACACUAACAUGAAACUCUGACAGAAUUAAAGGGAAUGAAUGAGUUCUACCUCUACACACAAACUUUUCUUCUAAGAAAUAAAAGAAUCAUGACUUGCUGAA